Messenger RNA from Xylona heveae TC161, 922 nucleotides. RefSeq names its product inorganic phosphate transporter-like protein pho88. The transcript is spliced from 3 exons. Gene Ontology annotation, biological process: protein targeting to ER. The record is from RefSeq and is a predicted model, not a curated record. Bases 157 to 735 code for a protein of 192 amino acids. NCBI's taxonomy places the organism in Eukaryota, Fungi, Ascomycota, Xylonomycetes, Xylonales, Xylonaceae. Gene Ontology annotation, cellular component: endoplasmic reticulum; mitochondrion.
GCCACAUUUCCCCGUUUGUCUCUUUCAUCAAUUCAUCUCAUCUCUCUAAUUUCAUUCCAACCGUUCCUUUACUGACGCAACACUUGUUCGUCAGUUGGUUGCUCUAAGAGAUCAGUUCAUUCCUCUUGUCUCGGGAUAUUCCUUGGAACUGUCAAAAUGGCCGUCAGCCCGCAAAUCACCAACAUUGUCGUCGUCCUGUUUGUUAUGCAGGUGUCGAAGAAGAUCGACUUCAAUGACCCUACUAUCCUCUUGAGUGUCCGUGCUCUCUACCUUAUUUCCAACCUCAUCAUUGCGGGACUUUACUUGUACGUCCAGAGCGUGAUCAAUAAGAAGAAUGAUCUGACUACGCUCGAGUACGUUGAGCCCGCUGCCCCGGGGUCGGGCGAGUCGGCCAAGCCUGUGUCGACCACCUUCAAGGGUUACGAUCUUCAGCAGCUCCGCAGCCUCUUCAAGGGUCAGCUCAUGGGCGUUGGCAUGAUGGCUGUCAUGCACUUCUACUUCAAGUACACCAACCCGCUCCUCAUCCAGUCCAUUCUCCCUCUGAAGAGCGCUUUCGAGUCCAACCUCGUCAAGAUCCACAUCUUUGGCCAGCCCGCUGCUGGUGACCUCAAGCGUCCCUGGAAGGCUGGUGGCGGUCUCAUGGGUGCUCUUGCUGGCGGCCAGGGCCCUACCACCGACAAGAAGAGCCUUGAGGAGGCCCAGAAGAAUUACCGAGGUGGCGCCAAGGAGGAGUAAGAAUGUGCUUAGACAAGGGUUUCCGAUGUCUUUGGCAGAAUGGAUAAAAGAAUUCCCUAGUUAUGGGCGGAUAGUUUACAUAGACGAGGUCUUACUGGACUGGAUUGCUUUUUUCCCUCAGCAUUAAGAGCUCAACUGUAGCAUAAUGUAAAGAUAAAAUAAUCAAAUUCAUUUCAAAUAUAUUGGC